Molecule: messenger RNA, 1145 nt
Organism: Nicrophorus vespilloides
Lineage: Eukaryota; Metazoa; Arthropoda; Insecta; Coleoptera; Silphidae
Product: deleted in autism protein 1 homolog
Exons: 3
Coding region: 15-1130 (371 amino acids)
Source: RefSeq, a predicted model, not a curated record
AUUAGUUCGAGAAAAUGAUAAAAGUUUCUUUUAGUUUAGUGGUUGUGAUCGUCGCGAUUUUAAUUUGGUUCAUUCGCGUGGAUGAACCGAUUUCCAAGCACACAGAUCUGGAGAAAUGCCCGUUCUGCUAUGGCCGCGGCUACUGCAAAACGAUGGACAGUUUGCGGUUAAGGUUUGAAUCGUUCGGCGAAUCCGUGAACAAUAUGUUCGGGGUUAAAAACGUUCUCUUUACCAAAGAUGGGGUCGUGCUGAAGAAGCUCGGUCAUGAUAAGGAGAUCGACGAAUUGGAUGCAGUUAUUUGCACCAAUCACGGCUUACUGCGCGGCUGUGAUUUAGGAUCGAUUCAAUCGACAAUCGAUUAUCGGAAAGCGAUUCGACAGUUGCUGAAAGAGUUCGUGGCCAACAUCAAGGUUUGCCCUAAUCCGGAUCUAUUUUUGGAACACGUCGAGUAUUUGAUGGACGAUGAUGCGGAUUUCUAUCAAAAAAUAUGGAUGUUUUUGAUGAUCAAUCCGGAGCCUAUAAUCUUACAGUUAUUGGACGGGACCGGAAAAUCGGCGGUACCCAAAUAUUUUGGAGCAUGCGGCCGAUUGGUGGCUGUGGAGGAUGCCGGAAAACCGUUGAACGAUUUCAAAGAUAGCCGAUGGUUAGAUCGCCUCAAUCUCGCAUUACAACUUCUGUUAGCAGCGAAAAGCCUCACCGAAGAUCAUCCCUACUUCAGGUUCUACUUAACAGAUGUCUCACCAGACAACGUGGCAGUUGACGAUAAUCUGAACUUGAAGAUCAUCGAUUUGGAAAACCUCAUCAUUGUUAAUAAAGAUGAAAGCGGCUUGAAACAUCAUCAUAGCGAGGUGUUCAACUUCGACGGAUUCGCCUAUUCAGAGGAGGAGGUCUGCAGCAGUUCCAUCAGCGACCACAACUAUUACGCAAUCUGUAAAUUACUUAUAUCCAAGAAAGCCGAGUGGCCUAUGAUGAACGGGGGACUUCUGCAUAGCAUUCCCCAGGAAAUAGCUACAGCCCAUCCCGAGUUGGAAACGAUGAUCCAGCUGUGCGUAGAACCUGUCCAGAAUUUUACCAGAUUUGAAGUUGCCGAUGAUCUCAUUGAUUUGUUCCAAGACAUUCUUAACCAAUAAACUUUUAUCGCCUUA